This is a messenger RNA of Macrosiphum euphorbiae (potato aphid), 2529 nucleotides long. Lineage: Eukaryota; Metazoa; Arthropoda; Insecta; Hemiptera; Aphididae. The record is from the annotation of a GenBank genome assembly.
AUGGAGAUGCAGAUAAGCAACGCGUCCGAGUUCCCGUUGUACCACUCGAUGGCGACGGGACCGCACUCGUUCCAGCUCCCCGGCGCCAUACCACCCGUCAGCACCAUACCGUCGUACAAGAACACCAUGUUCCCCGAACGGUUGGGGGGCUUCUAUUACGACGCGGCCGGCGUCACGCACGCCAUGCCCGCCGAACGGUGCGACCGGUGCUACGUCGAGCUGUCGGUGAUCGGCAGUGGCCACCACUUCGGCAAGAAGCUGUGCGGCAUGUGCGCGGCCAAGGAACAGCAGGUGUCGCCCAAAGUCGAGACCGAAAUACUGGACCUGGACUCGCAACAGGUCAUGUCGCAGCAACAGCAACAACAGCAGCAGCAGCAGCAACAGCAGCAGCAACAGGACACGACCAAAGGGUUCUUGCAGCACGGCGUCGUCGUGCCUCCCGGUUACGACAGGCCGCCGCAACCGCCGCCACCGCCUCCGCCGGCGGUCGAGUGGCCCGGCUACUUUCAGCCGCAGCAGAACACGCUGUCCGGCGAACACCUGUCGCCCGACUACAACAACGUGUCGACCACGACCACCACACCGCCGACGAUGAUGGGCGGGUCGCCGCCGUCCGACAUGCAGCAACAGCAACAGUACCAGGCCAACUUCGACGGUGGCGGGUACGCGGUCGACUCGAACCAACAGCCCGGCGGAGGAGGGAGCGGAAGCGGCGGCGGGUCCGGGUCCGUGACCAAGGGCAACGGGUCGUGGAAGUCGAACGAGGCGAGGCGCGCCAAGACUUACGAGUGUCCGGCUUGCGACAAGUGGUUCACCAGUUCGGGUCACCUGAAACGGCACUACGGCACGCAGCUGCACAAAAACGCGGUCAAGCAGAGCGGCAAACCGGAUCCCGCGCUUUUGCCCAUGAAACAUCACUAUCACCCGUACCGGGACCCGGCAUACGUUGCGCAACAGAAGCUCAAGCAGCAGCAGCAGAACGGUUCGUCGUUGCACAAGCAACAGUCGUCCAUGAUGAUGCCAGCCGACUUCCGCCCCGUCACGUCCACGUCAUCGUUCAACACCGAUUCUUUUUUAGAGCUGACUCCCCCAAACCUGACAGCAAGCCUCUCGGACAGUUUGGGGGGAACCCAAUUCCUACCGGCCCGUCGGCCGGUCAGCAACAGCAGCAGCAGCAGCAACAGCAACAACAGCAGUACGGCCGGUUUCACGGACGAGAUGCAAAUUUCUUCUUACCCCAGCAGCAACAGCAACAGCAACAAAUACCGGGCGGACCCAACGGCGGUCCGUACGGUGGCCCGCCACCAGGCCACGUCGUUCCACGGCCACCGGCAGUCGACGGAGGGUCAACAAGCGCUUUCGGCAUACCUGCACCACCCGAUCACGGAUACCAUCCAGCCAUACACCACCCAGGGUUCUAUGAUCCAACAACCUACCAACACGGAUUUGUACACCACUAUGCUCGACAGUAACGGCUGUACCGGCCCUCUGUACCAUCGCCAGGUGCAUCAGUGCAGCUACCAUCUCAGCUGCGGGGUCAUACGCGGCACUCGGCAUCAGCACCAAUUGCCGCCUCUGCCGCCGUCGCACCACAGCCAACAGCAGCAGCAGCAGCACCAACACCAUCAGCGAACCAUGAUCGAUUAUCAACAGCCUUCGUCUACGACGGUGCCGCCGUCGUCGCCGUACCAACAACCGCAAACCCAACAGCGCCAGUUGCACGUGUUGCAGCACCGCAACAUCAAGCAGGAACCCGUCGAAAUGGUCGAAUACAACAACGUGGACGACACUCCGUUGGCCAGCCCGGACUCGAGCAUUGAUCACCACCAGCACCAUCAGCAACAACUGCACCAGCACCACCAGCAGCACCGCCCCCAGUACCAAGGCCUGUUGGUGAUGGCGCCCAUAUCGCCGUCGUCGCCGCCGCCGUCGAUGCCUCUGCCGCUGCACCAGCAGCAGGCCGUCACCGACGACGACGCGAUGGUCAGCGACAGCGACGUGGACCUGGACGGCGGUUCGCCGCCGACCUUCAGCGGCGCCGAGCUGUCGUCGUCGUCGCACUCGUCGCUGGCCAAGAAGUUCCGGAAAGCCACGCGCGUCACGUGCGACAUCUGCAACAAGGACUUCACGGACAAGUGUUACAAGACGCAGCACGACCAGAGGUUCCACAGCGGCGAGAAGCCGUACCGGUGCGGCGUGUGCGGCAAGCGGUUCGGCGAGCAGAAGAUCCUGCAGGUGCACGAGCUCCGGCACAACGACAGCAACAAGGCGUUCCCGUGCACGGUGUGCACCAAGAGCUUCAACUUCAAGAACGACCUGGACCGGCACUUCAUGUCCAGCCACUCGGCCGAGAAACCGUACCAGUGCGUGCAGUGCGAGAAGAAGUUCGUGCGGCUCGACCACAAGCGGCACCACGAGAAGACGCACGAGGACGCCGUGGAGAAGACGAAAAAGAAGAAGAAGGCGAUGGCCGACAUGUCGUCGUCGUCCAACCGCUACCUGCACGCCGACGAACUGCAACUAUCGUAA